Exophiala dermatitidis NIH/UT8656 is the source of this 917-nucleotide messenger RNA. RefSeq lists its product as uncharacterized. The record is from RefSeq and is a predicted model, not a curated record. Lineage: Eukaryota; Fungi; Ascomycota; Eurotiomycetes; Chaetothyriales; Herpotrichiellaceae. The transcript has 2 exons. The coding region runs from base 92 to 886 and encodes 264 amino acids.
CACUCUUUGUAGGAUUCGGCGGACCCCGGGGUAACCUCAGUAUCCUUGCAAGACCAGACGCUCCCUUGUCUUUGCCGGUCACGCCCUCAAGAUGCCAGAGACCCCCAAGAGAAAUGAUCCCGCGAAACGGCUGGUCGUCGAAGGUUCGGAAUUCUGGCAUGAAGCGCCAUCACCCAUUGACCCCAUCAAAUUGGGGAUACCGCUGUUGUCUCCCAGUUACCGCCCUCCACCAGGCACAAUCAAAGAGCCCGAUUGGCUGUAUGAGGAAGGGUACUUGAGAAAGCCCAAGAGCUGGAAGCCCAAAGAUGCCAAUGCCGCCGCUCCUUCUUGUCCUCCUCCUGCCGCCGCCGUUCGGACCCCUCCUCCUGCUCGCCGUCCUUCCCCAAAGGUUGUCGUCGAGAUUCGUGCAACUGCAACCAAACGCCGCCUAGAAGAUGAAGAGGUCGAACCGGAAUCAAACCACUCCUCUGCCGAUGAAGACGAGGAAGAUGAAGAAACAAUGAAGUGGGUGCCUUUACCGCCUCCUGGAGUGACCCUCAUCAAGGCAUACCGAAGUAGGGUGCCGAAAAUAAUUCAACUUCAACCAAAGAAACCGAAGCCAAAGGGCAAGGGCAAAGGCAAGGCAAAGGAGGACGACGUUUACCAAGUAGACUGGAUUGGGGCACUUGGUAAACGAGGAAAGGGCGAGUAUGUGGUCAAUAUAAAGUGGGAAGGAUACGGGUACGAUGAGAUGACCUGGGAACCACUCGAAAAUGUGACACGGGAGCUCCUAGACGAUUAUUGGAAUGAGCAUGGAAGUCCGGCGGAACAAGAGGCCGAAAUGCUGCCACGGCCACCGAAGAAGACAAAGAAGACGUAUGCCGGUCGUCGAUCUGUGCGCAAGUAGGGUUGAUGAACUGCCACCUUUGAAACCCAAU